Messenger RNA from Giardia duodenalis, 306 nucleotides. RefSeq lists its product as uncharacterized. The record is from RefSeq and is a predicted model, not a curated record. The transcript has a single exon. NCBI's taxonomy places the organism in Eukaryota, Fornicata, Diplomonadida, Hexamitidae. Bases 1 to 306 code for a protein of 101 amino acids.
AUGGUCGUGCUUGUUGUUGAGACCGCGCAGGAGAGCAGGAACCCGAUAAUGAGCAGCGUGACGGUGGAGCUUACUGAUGACAAGGAGGUUAAGGUCACGCCGAAAGACGGAGAGUCAACUUUACUAAAGGACGUGCAGCUGGUGUCUGCAAGCGAUACACAGCUCGUCAUCACCGGAACGGACCAGAAGAACAACACCCUGAGAUAUUACACGUUUAAGCAUCAGGAGCUCUCGAAGCAGCCCGACUACGACAAAUUCAACAGUCUACCCAAGACAGACCCCAUCAAGGCGUUAGAGAUGAUAUAA